Messenger RNA from Megalops cyprinoides (Indo-Pacific tarpon), 1956 nucleotides. It is a transcript of the gene kctd12.1, whose product is annotated as potassium channel tetramerisation domain containing 12.1. Gene Ontology annotation, cellular component: postsynaptic membrane; presynaptic membrane. The transcript has a single exon. The record is from RefSeq and is a predicted model, not a curated record. Bases 68 to 943 code for a protein of 291 amino acids. Gene Ontology annotation, biological process: protein homooligomerization; regulation of G protein-coupled receptor signaling pathway. Lineage: Eukaryota; Metazoa; Chordata; Actinopteri; Elopiformes; Megalopidae. Gene Ontology annotation, molecular function: protein binding.
UCAGACUUUUCUCUUCUGCAAGAUAGACUAGUUGUGUCACUUCGUCGUGAGUCUGAAUUUUGCAGAAAUGGAUUCGGCAGAUACCACACGUGGAAUAUCUAACGGCGAAGACACCAGAUCCCCCUUUCCUGAAAUCAUCGAAUUAAAUGUUGGGGGACAGGUUUACGUUACUCGACACACAACUUUAAUCGCUGUCCCAGACUCUCUUCUAUGGAACAUGUUUAGCCAAAAAACACCACAAGAGCUGGCUCGAGACAGCAAAGGGCGCUACUUUUUGGACAGGGACGGCUUUUUGUUCCGUUACAUUUUGGACUACCUGCGGGACCUCAACCUCGUUUUGCCCGAUUACUUUCCUGAGAAAAGCAGGCUGCAGAGAGAAGCCGAGUUUUUCCAGUUGCACGACCUCUCCAAGCGCCUUAGUCCCAAAGUGAGCAAGGAGGACUCCAUCUGUGAGGAUAUCUCGCAGAGCGACCCAGAGGAGGCUGCGAUCCUGAGCGGACGCGGGGGCUCUAGCUCGGAAACUUCGCAUCUUGUGCCGUCCGUCAGCAGCACCAACACCCGCUCUCCGUCCUUGGAGUCUCGGAAAUCGGGCUACAUAACCAUCGGUUACCGGGGCUCGUAUACCAUCGGAAGAGAUAUUCAAACCGAUGCCAAAUUUAGGAGAGUAGCCAGGAUCACAGUGUGUGGGAAGACAUCUCUUGCCAAAGAAGUGUUUGGAGAUACCCUGAACGAAAGCAGGGAUCCGGACAGACCCCCGGAGAGGUACACGUCUCGCUAUUACCUGAAGUAUAAUUUUCUGGAGCAAGCAUUUGAUAAGCUGACCGAGGUGGGUUUUCACAUGGUAGCUUGCAGCUCCACCGGCACUUGCGCUUAUGCCAGCAAUGACCCUAACGAGGACAAAAUCUGGACAAGCUACACCGAGUAUGUGUUCUGUCGAGAAUAACUUUUGAACAGGGUAAGGUCUGAAACAAGACGAAGUACAGCCGUUGACUGAAAUGAAACUUGCUUUGUUGUUCCCUGACUUCUGUAAAUAUUCGCUACUCAUAGAUAUGUCUGUGCUGAAUUACAGAAAAUACUUAAAAUACAAUUACUGUGUUUCAAUCAUUUCUUGAUAGUUUCUUGCAGUAUAUUAUCACGAGUUGAAAUAAUAUCUAAAGUAGCUAUGAAGGUUGCUUUGAAUCUUGCUACAGAUUACUGUGAUAGUCCCCCCUUGGUAUAAGCGAGCGUAUUUAGUUUCCACAGUGACGUGCGCAAUAUUGGGGUCCCGUCAGUAAUUUUAGCUACUUUAUACAUACAUACGCGCGCGCGCGCACGCACACACACCUAAUGCACAAAACACAUCAGGUUUUAGCUUUGUCAUCCUUGGUAAUUACAAAUUAUUCACCAAUUCACAAACCACAGUAGCCUUUUUUACUGCACAUAACAUUACAAGGGUGAAGCAUUUGUGUUCUUUAGAUAUUGCUUGAUAUAUCCAUGUAUAUUUUGACAAGUUGUACUUUCUGAAACAGACACGUAUGCAUACACCACGUUAUUUUUGAAUUUACUGAUAACUGUUUGUGAAUUUAUUUCUACAAUUUUUUUUACACAAUAAAUGUUGUAUUGUGGAUGCAUUGAACAGAAAACUGUGCUGUCAGUUCAGUCCACAUUGUGCCAGUUGAAAUAGAUUUGUUUCACAUUAACUCUAGAAUUUCCCGAUACAUUUAAAUAAAAGCUCUGGUAACCAAGAACAAUGUGUGGCCUGGUGUCACAGGUCUGGAUCUUGCACAAAUUCUCAACAUGUUAAGCUAAAAUGUGUACUACCUGUCUUUGGUGGAAAGACUGGGACCAGGGUCUGUGAAACUAGGUAGUCACAAUGUUUCACAUUGUAUCAUUUAACAUACACAGGAAGUGUCCAUAUGCACUCAGUAAUAUCAAAGCAGUUUGAGACUGAGUGAAAACAUUGCACAUUACGAAAUA